AUGGCACUGAAAUGAAGUGGCAUGAGUUGUGCAUAUGAUUUUUAAAUCUGUGGAGAGCUUAAUUGGUACUGCAUCAGAAGCGAGGACUUCCAACUACAACCGUCAUCUUGACAUAGGAAUAGCUCAUUGGCAAUAUUAGGAGCGCAAAUUGACUUGGAAGAUACAUGUCAUGUUCUUUCAUUAUCAUUUGCACAAUAGUUUGAUGCGUGUCUUUGAAUCCUGAUGAGAAAAAUCAUGUUCUUUUAUUAUCAUAUUCAGUUGAGAGUACCCAUCUCACAUUAGUAUUUUCAGUUUGGCAUGGGGCUUUUUGUGUCGAUGUCUCACUGUUUUCUGUCUUAUUUCAACAAAUCUUGGGGAAAUUGGUCGACCACGUGAAUGUGAUGCUUCAGUGUCAUCUGGCUUGUGAUCCUGGUGGGAAUGAAAAUAGAUCAGAAUGCUUUCGAAGUACAUUGCAUGUCAUUAUACGUCAUCAGUCACAGAGAAAGACUCUUAAUCCUUGACAUGACAUGAAUAUGUUCUUAUGCAAACAGAGAGUUAUACCAUUUUCCAAGUUCUAUUAAAGUUGGUUUCCUAGAGCAUCGGAUGUUUAUUAUGUGAUUCUUUCAUUUAUUCAUGCAUAAUAAAAUAGAACUUCAUUCAUUAUUAGCAAAAGUCCCACCCAAAAGCUUAAACUAUUAGUUAUAGGAAGACUCAAUGUAUAUAACCCCUGUUGAAACCCUUUAUUCAACCAGUGUGGAAUAAUACUUCAACGAUUGAUGAUCAUGGCAACUACUCAUGUCUAUGUGGUUUUGAUUGCAUUUUUAGUAGCUUAUGUCCACUUAUUCUGUCAUGGAUUAAUAAGCCACCAAAGACACCAUCAUAACAUUUUUUACUUUUCUCAGAUAUAGGACACUGAUGUUGAGAUGAUGAAAUUCCAUGGAUCUAUAUUCUACUUUGUUUGUCAAUUGAGAUGGUAAUACAUAGGUUUCUCAAUCUGAAGGUGGAUUUAUGGCCUUGAUGCUGUCAAGAGUGACAUUCUGUACGGUGGAAAAACUGGUUACUGAAGUAUGACGAGGAAGAUAUGCGAGGAUAGGGGUGAUGCUACAUUUUGGAGACAUGAGUUCAGUCCGAUGGUUUUAUGUAGAAUCAAGCUGCACAAUUCACAUAUUCAGCUGCUUUCAGGACGGUUAUGAGGUUGUGGUGAGAAGAUGCAGAGCUCUUACAUUGGUGUUUCCGUGUCCCAAUUGGGGUAUGAACAAGUUCGAUUGGUUCUCGAGAGGAUUCAACUUUAGAGAACCAAUGGAUGCAAAUGCUAACAAACAUAGAGGCUAUCUGUUUACCCGUGCCUACGAGUGGAGAUUGAAAAUGGAAAUUGGGGAAGUUCAGAAGUCGAAUCUUAUGGGCACUAAAUUCUCUAUGGACCUCCCUUUCAUAAAUGCCAUUUUGACCGGCUUGCUUAACAAGUGUGGUUAUGCUCAAGUCAUCAAUUCAAAGUCAAGCUCUGAAUGGGGAAUGGCUAAAUAUGGAAAUCUAGUGAAAUUAUACUUCGACGAACCUUGUCCUGGGCUGUUUGACUCUGAGGUAUUAGUGAAAGUGUUUCAAGUUAUUCUGAUAAUCCAUUGUACAUGUCGAAAUGUACCUUACUGUGGCCUGGAAUUAGAGAGGAAGAUGUCACGAGAAGUUGACGAAGGUCUAGUACCAUAAUUUCGAAAAGGAUAGCUUCUGCAACGGGUGUAUUCUUGUCCCUAAGAAAGAUGGUGUCGGAGAGGACAGUGGUUGCAUUGUCUCUUGGGUACGUAAUGAAGAAACAGAUGUGUCCCAGGUUAAGUUCAAGAGUUUCAAUACAAUCAUCAUGUAGGUUUGCCUACCGGUGAUGAUGUUUGAUAUGAUUUUGAAAUUGUGAAAUCUACAGUCUCAGGAUUGAUGCGCAGAAGUUUGAAGGCGAGCCAAUGGAAAAAUCACUCUGCCUCAAAGGGUACCCUAUGGAUUCCAUAGUUUUGUGUUAGCAUUUCCUGCUUAUCAGUAACUACAUCCGCCCCUGGAAAAGUAGAGAGUUAAGAGACUGGCGACCCCGAACCACAUCGCUCUUUAAGCUACUGUACCCAAUAAAAGUCAAGCAUGUCUAUCCACAGACUCUACUAUAAGGCCAUUGGCUGGAAUUUUGCCUACUCAUCAAGUUCUAGAGUUACCUUGUAAAUGUGGUCAAAGACAUAAGGCUAUUUGUACUCAAGUAAUUUAUAGGCUCUUUGACUAUA
Messenger RNA from Syzygium oleosum, 2234 nucleotides. RefSeq lists its product as uncharacterized. Gene Ontology annotation, molecular function: oxidoreductase activity, acting on single donors with incorporation of molecular oxygen, incorporation of two atoms of oxygen. The coding region runs from base 1078 to 1683 and encodes 201 amino acids. The transcript is spliced from 4 exons. The record is from RefSeq and is a predicted model, not a curated record. Lineage: Eukaryota; Viridiplantae; Streptophyta; Magnoliopsida; Myrtales; Myrtaceae.